Vicia villosa (hairy vetch) is the source of this 1523-nucleotide messenger RNA. Its product is annotated as E3 ubiquitin-protein ligase ATL6-like. The transcript has a single exon. The record is from RefSeq and is a predicted model, not a curated record. NCBI's taxonomy places the organism in Eukaryota, Viridiplantae, Streptophyta, Magnoliopsida, Fabales, Fabaceae. The coding region runs from base 163 to 1251 and encodes 362 amino acids.
UGACCACCAUUGUUUAUCCUUGAUACCCUUACACACACAAACACACUCUUUUGCAAGCUCAUUUAAAAGUUAAAACCCUCCUUUAUUCCUUUCCCUUCUCUUACUCACACACACUCUUUGUUUCUUAUUUUUUUCAUCAACAGAAAAAAAUAACACUGCAAAAUGAAAAACCAUUCCCUCUUAUUCAUCCUCCUCCUUCUCUCCGCCGCAAAAGCCCAAGCCCAAGCCCGAAACCAAACCAACGACUUCACAGACCCCAAUUUCAACCAAUUCAGCCCUUCCUUUGCCAUAAUCAUAGUCAUCUUAGUCGCCGCUCUUUUCCUCAUGGGCUUUUUCUCCAUCUACAUCCGCCGCUGCUCCGAUUCAUCUCCCUCCAACACCGGUCUCCCCAUCAUCAACGGCCGUCUAGUUACCGCAGCUCGCGGACUCGAUUCAUCCGUCAUCGAUACUUUCCCGAUUCUCCAAUACUCCGAAGUCAAGAUCCAUAAGAUCGGAAAAGAGGAUCUCGAGUGCGCUGUUUGUUUAUCCGAAUUCGAAGACACCGAAACGCUGCGUUUGAUUCCCAAGUGUGACCACGUUUUUCACACUGAGUGUAUCGAUGAGUGGCUAGCUUUGCAUACAACAUGUCCGGUAUGUCGCGCGAAUCUCGUUCCUGAACCCGGUGAGUCAGUUCACGGUGUUCCCGAGUCAAACAACGAGUCACAACUAGAUAUUGAAGCUCAAAACGACGCCGUUCAAGCGCAUACAGAGCAACAAAACGCGGAAGCUGAUCCAGUUUUGGUUCCUCCGGAAGUGAUUGCGUUGGAGAAAACGCUGAAUAGGAAUCGAACGCGUGGAUCUCAGUCGAACCGGGCGCGUCGUUUUCCGAAGUCGCACUCGACCGGUCAUUCGUUGGUUCAACCGGGCGAGAACACGGACCGGUUCACUUUGAAGCUGCCUUUUGCGGUGAGGAAACAGUUAAUGAACCGGCAGUUACAACGGACGAGUAGUUUGAUUACGUUGCCAAGGGAAAGUAGCUCGAGGCAUGGUUACCGAACCGGUGAAGGAAGUAGUAAAGGGAAAAGUUCGAGCUGGGUGGACCGGAGUUUUAAAUCAGACCGGUGGGUUUUUACUAGAGCACCGUCGUUUUUGGCUAGGGCGUUGUCGUUUAGGUCACCGAGGCCAAAGGUCAACAAUAGCGACGAUGAAGGAACUUCUUCUGCUACUGCUCCUAUCAUGCCGUCAUCUGCCGUUGACUCCGCCCGACAUUAAAUCAUUUUGGAAACAGGUUGCGUUAAAGUCGCACUGUCCAAUUUUGCGUAUAAUGUCACGCCGUCCAAUUGUGUUUCAAAGAAGAUUGAACGGCGGCGAAUAUAUACGUAGAAUUGGAUCGCGGAUAUUUGCAUUGGUGCAUCAGCCAGGGAGAGAUACAGGUCUGAAAUUCGAUUGUGUUUUGAAUUUUGGGUUCUUUUUCGGGUUUAAAUCUAACUGUUUCUACAGCAGUAUCACAUGAUAUUUUUAAUUUAUUUUUUUCAAUUACUAAA